Molecule: messenger RNA, 969 nt
Organism: Symbiodinium sp. CCMP2592
Lineage: Eukaryota; Dinophyceae; Suessiales; Symbiodiniaceae
Source: the annotation of a GenBank genome assembly
AUGCACCACUUAGCCAGUGCCGAAAACAAAGCAGUCAGUUGGACUGCGCACUGGAGUCCCGGGAAACGGGACGAGAUCUGCAGGAACCCAGAACGCGUUGAGAAGCUGAUGACAAUUUGCAAAGUGCGCCUGUUGCUCAAAUGCGCUUUUGCAUGCCAGCUCCACAAGCUCAACCCAGCGGACUUCAUUCGCUUUGGGCUUUCAGACCGUGUGACGACUUUCGUCAAGGGCGAAGGCCACAGCGAACGGAAAGCGCUUGAGGAAGCGUGGAGACUUAUAUGGAAUCUGGCCGAACCGGACAGAUUACUGGCAUGCGCUUUGCACACUGACCAGGACCACGGAGACGUGUUGGUGUACGAGGAUGAAGAGCUCGGGCGGAAUUUUCCGCUCGCAGCGGAAAAGGCCCGCUACGAGGAGACCUUGGCACGCCAGAAAGACGCCAUGAAGGAGAUGCAGACAAAGCUGCAGGAGAUGAUGCAGCACAGCAAGGAGUCCGGCGCCGAGGCUGUGGUGCAGAAGCUCAUGAAGAAGGCAGGUAUCUCCGACGAGGUGGUGAUCUCCACCGAGCAGGUCUGGGUCCGACUCUACAGGGAUGCUGUCACCCGGCGGGAGCGCCAGGAAAAGCUCCGUGCGGAGAAGCAGGCACAGCAGCAACAAGACCGUGAGACCCGAGAAGACCAGGUCCGCAGGCGCGAAUCGGAGAUCUUUGCCAUUCCGCCCAUAGAUGCGGCCUCACCGACGCGAAAGGAGGUCAAUCCGAGUCAGCCCAGUCCGAGUCAGCCUACGCCGCAAGGAUCACCCAUGUGUGCCUGGUUGCGGGCUGACCUGGACCUGUCACCUGUGCGAGUCAUGCAGGCCCCUCAGCGCCGGCGGAUCCUCGCGCCUCCAAAGGGGCAGCUUCAGACCUCUCACUCGGCGCCGUCUUUUCUACCGGCUGCGGCUGCCGUAUCGCUUUCACAGUGCCGGUGA